AUGCCCCAACCUUUCUCCACACCCAAUGCUCCAACCUGCCAUGACCCACACCUGCAAAAACGCACUAAAGCAGGUUUUGUCAUCAAAGCAUGCAAUCUGGUUCACUUACGUCGGCAGUUGUUCAGAAUAGAUGGAGUCAAGAGUGUCUUCUUCGGCCCUGACUUCAUAACCAUUACUAAGGCUGAUGGUCAAACAGAGUGGAAAGUGAUCAAACCGGACGUCUUCGCCACCAUUAUGGACUUCUUCACCUCUGGACUUCCUGUUGUCAAUGAGGCAGAUGCUCCACGUGCCGACACGGCUCCUUCUGAGGAUGACGAUGAGGUGGUGGCCAUGAUUAAAGAAUUGCUGGACACACGCAUAAGGCCCACAGUGCAGGAGGAUGGUGGUGACGUGUUGUAUCGGGGUUUCGAGGAUGGCAUUGUAAAGCUGAAGCUGCAGGGUUCCUGCACCAGCUGUCCCAGCUCCAUCAUCACGCUGAAGAGCGGCGUCCAGAAUAUGCUGCAAUUCUACGUUCCCGAGGUGGAAGGAGUCGAGCAGGUGAAGGAAGAGGAUGUGGAUGUUGAAAAAGAAGUCCAGUGAUAUGAGUUUCAGUUGACUUCAUCCUUUCUUCCUAAUAAAUUACCUAGCACACUUCAAUGUCCGAUCAUGUAGAAGGAGUCUUGAGUUUAGCAGAGACUACUCGGUUACACAGCAGUAAGGAAAAUGGACAAAUCUGUGUCCUCACAUUCCUUUAAACACGUAUGUAUUAGCUACAGACAUUGAUAUUAAAUCAAGUGUGCAGCAAAUGUUUUUUAGCCUACACUUUUGGAUGGACUGUUUGGUUGGUGCUGUAAUAGGUUUGGGGUUGGUCGCCGAUUAUAUUUGAUAGAUUUUCACUCGUUGCACUGGUUAAAACAAAAGGCAGAAUUUCAUGUAUUUGUGCACAUAUUAAGAAAUCGACUGUUUUCAUGCUUAAUAUAUUUUCAGGAAACCUGAUUGUAUCA
Molecule: messenger RNA, 983 nt
Organism: Sinocyclocheilus rhinocerous
Lineage: Eukaryota; Metazoa; Chordata; Actinopteri; Cypriniformes; Cyprinidae
Product: NFU1 iron-sulfur cluster scaffold homolog, mitochondrial-like
Exons: 6
Coding region: 1-579 (192 amino acids)
Biological process (GO): iron-sulfur cluster assembly
Cellular component (GO): mitochondrion
Molecular function (GO): iron-sulfur cluster binding; iron ion binding
Source: RefSeq, a predicted model, not a curated record